AAAACCUCAUGUUCCACACCAUUAUUUUCAAUAUACAUAUAUCUAUAUACCUAAAAUGGAGUACUAGUAAUGUAACUGGACAUAAUCACGGCCACAUUAUACUUCCAAAACCUCCGAUACUCUGCGAAACCUUUAACAGUUAAUACCCGCCCAAAAUUUGUUAUCGUUGCUCAAAUUAAUUGAUCGUAUUCUCAGCUUCGGGGUUUUCACCGAUCAUGGCUGAGAGCGAGACAGCCCAAAACUCAGUUCCGCAAGCUCUCCAGGUUGCCAAGCGCUUGGAGAAGUUCAAAACUACUAUUUUCACACAAAUGAGUAGCCUUGCUAUCAAGCAUGGUGCUAUUAACCUAGGACAAGGGUUUCCCAACUUCGACGGCCCAGAGUUUGUCAAAGAAGCCGCUGUUCAGGCCAUAAGAGACGGCAACAACCAGUAUGCUCGCGGAAUUGGGGUCCCUGAUCUGAACGCAGCUGUGGCUGAGCGUUUCAAGAAGGACACCGGGCUUGUGGUUGAUCCGGAGAAGGAGGUCACCAUCACCUCCGGCUGUACAGAGGCAAUCGCUGCAACAAUGCUGGGCUUGAUAAACCCCGGUGAUGAAGUCAUCCUCUUUGCUCCGUUCUACGACUCCUACCAAGCCACCCUUUCCAUGGCUGGCGCUGUCACAAAGUCUGUCACCUUGAGGCCCCCAAGCUUCUCUGCCCCCAUUGAUGAGCUGAAAUCCCUCGUCUCAAGAAGCACGCGUGCAAUCCUGCUCAACACCCCACACAACCCCACGGGGAAAAUGUUCACGAGGGAGGAACUUGAUGCCAUCGCAUCCCUCUGCAUUGAGCACGAUGUUCUUGUCUUCUCUGAUGAAGUGUAUGACAAGUUGGCUUUUGAGAUGGAUCACAUCUCCAUUGCCUCCCUCCCCGGGAUGUACGAGCGGACAGUGACCUUGAACUCGUUGGGGAAGACCUUUUCGUUGACAGGUUGGAAGAUAGGUUGGGCUGUGGCUCCACCGCAGCUGACAUGGGGUGUGAGGCAGGCGCAUUCCUUUCUCACUUUUUCAACAGCCACACCUUUGCAGCACGCGGCUGUGGCCGCCCUUCGAGCUCCGGAUUCGUAUUUUGAAGAGCUGAGGAGGGACUAUUUGGCUAAGAAGAGUAUUCUGGUGGAGGGGUUGAAGUCUGUGGGGUUUAGGGUGUUUCCAUCGAGUGGAACCUACUUUGUGGUGGUUGAUCACACCCCGUUCGGGUUCGAAAACGAUGUCGCCUUCUGCGAGUAUCUGAUCAAGGAAGUCGGUGUCGUCGCCAUCCCGACGAGCGUCUUCUACUUGAAUCCGGAAGAGGGCAAGAAUCUUGUGAGGUUCGCCUUCUGCAAAGAUGAGCAAACUCUUCGAAACGCGGUUGAGAGGAUGAAGGAGAAGCUGAUCAAGAAGCAUUAAAUUUUGCAGCGUAAAAUCUUUGGGCUUUUAGCCCAAUUGACUUGAGAUUGGCCCGGCCCAAUGAGGCAGUAUGUCUACAUAUAUUAAUUUUUAACCUUACUAUCUCUUAUAUUCUGUGAGAAAAAAAAAAGGUAUAUGGAAGUCAUGAUUCAUGACUAUAUUAUCGUGAUUUAAAUCAUUUAGACAAUGACCCUGAGAGGUAUUAAUUUAUAAAAUAAUUUUUAUCUCUUUCUGCAAAA
Salvia miltiorrhiza (redroot sage) is the source of this 1657-nucleotide messenger RNA. RefSeq lists its product as uncharacterized. The transcript has 2 exons. Gene Ontology annotation, biological process: biosynthetic process. Gene Ontology annotation, molecular function: L-kynurenine:2-oxoglutarate transaminase activity; pyridoxal phosphate binding. NCBI's taxonomy places the organism in Eukaryota, Viridiplantae, Streptophyta, Magnoliopsida, Lamiales, Lamiaceae. The record is from RefSeq and is a predicted model, not a curated record. Bases 216 to 1418 code for a protein of 400 amino acids. Gene Ontology annotation, cellular component: cytoplasm.